ACAUUAACACCCUCACAUCUCCAUUAAAAUAAAAAGAAUUAUCCCUUCAACAUUAUGGCUAAAGUAACAAUGUUUGGAGCAAUGUGUUUAGCCAUACUUUUUAUGGCUGUUACAGCUACCAGCUUUCGUACAACAAUUACCAUAGCUGAAGAAGACGUUGAAAACCCAAGGGAACAAAUAUCUCAACGUUGCCAGCAGCAAGUACAAAGGGCACAGAACUUACGUUCUUGUGAACAGUAUUUAAGACAAAGCAGCAGAUUCACUGAGGAAGAAGAAGAAGAAGAAGAGGAAAUGGAUCAACAAACCAGAGACUGGCGCCAAGCAUUCCCAAGGUGCUGUCAGCAGCUAGAACAGAUUCAAGACGAGCAAUGCCGUUGUGAGGGAAUAAGGCAAGUGAUGCAACAGCAACAACAAAGAGGAGAAUUGCAAGGAAGAGAAAGGAGAGAGGCUUUUAGGACUGCCCAAAGCCUACCUGGUUUAUGUCGCAUUGCUCCUCAGCAAUGCCAAAUUCGAACCCGCAGCUUGGUCUAGAGGAUUUUGUAAUAGCCUUGGCUUGCUUGUUUUUAUGAGUAAAAAAAUGAGUGCUACUAGUAAUAAUAAUGAAUAAAUAAUCACCGUUUUGGUGUGUGUUUUUCAGGCAGCUUGGUGUGCUUGUAUUAAUGUUUUUGAGUAAUUAAUAAUGAUGUACUUCCUAUUUCCUUUCUAA
Messenger RNA from Lycium barbarum (goji berry), 706 nucleotides. RefSeq names its product 2S seed storage albumin protein-like. Lineage: Eukaryota; Viridiplantae; Streptophyta; Magnoliopsida; Solanales; Solanaceae. The record is from RefSeq and is a predicted model, not a curated record. The transcript is spliced from 2 exons. The coding region runs from base 55 to 531 and encodes 158 amino acids. Gene Ontology annotation, molecular function: nutrient reservoir activity.